AUGUCAAUGCAAAGUUUGACAUCGAAAUCACGACGGGUCGAAGAUGUUGUUGUUGAAGGAUGGUUGCACAAAAAAGGAGAACACAUCAAAAAUUGGAGACCAAGGUGAGAGUUUUAUUUUAUUUUUCCAAAUUAAAAAAAUCAAAAUUCAAUUAGAAAUGACUAAUAUUCUAUAAAUCAAUCAAAAAAAAAUUGUUUUUCAUAAAAAUUCAACUACCGUAGUCUUGAUCCUAUAAGAUUUCUUCUACUUAAUCCGGAUAUACUAAUCCGCUUUACGAAUUUAUCAUCCGGAAAACAAAAAAAAUCUAAUCGGAAAUGCGAAAACAACUUUGAAAAAUUCACAUUUCGCACUAUUUUUAUAAUCACAAGAGUACUGUAGUUCGCACGUGAACUCCAAACACGGCGACGCGAAAAUGCACAUAAUUUUUUUUUCAAUUUUCAUUUCGGGGUUUUUUCACGCAAAAAAGCAGAAACUCAUCUAUUGCUUCUAAAAUAAUUAUUUCCAGGUAUUUUGUACUUUUCUACGAUGGUGCUCUACUUGGAUUCCGAGCAAAACCAAAAGAUCCUGGAACAUUCCCCGAACCACUGAAUGAUUUUAUAAUCAAGGAUGCACAAACUAUUGCUUAUGACAAACCACGACCAAAUAUGUUUAUGAUUCGAUGUCUUCAAUGGACAACAGUUAUUGAAAGAACAUUUUAUGCAGAAACUUCAGAAGUUCGACAAACGUGGAUGAAUGCGAUUGAUGCAAUUUCUGCGCGUUAUAAAAAAUCACAGAAUGAAGAUACUAUGGAUACGGUAUGUUGAACUUUAUAAAAGUUUACUCGGCCUCUCCGGUUAACGUGCCCACCUGUGCCUAUUCAAAUUCAUUUUUAUUAUAUAAAAAACAGAUACACCCAGACUCAAAAGUACAAAUUGAUCUACCCAAAAAACACUUUAUUCUCAUUUUAUCUUCUCAUAAACCCGCUAAUUUUUGCAGAUCUCUCUAAGCCAAGAACCAUCGACAGUUGACGAAUCAAGUGAAUAUUCGGGAGCUGCGCAUGCAAUAAUUGGACAACCAUCAAAUAGUCACGGUGAAGGAGCAGUUGAUUUACGUGCUUCAAUGAUGAGUAUUGCCGAUACAAGUGAUGCUGCCAGGCGAGAUCGAAUUGUGAGUUGAUUUUUUAUGAGAAUUUAAAUUUUGAUAAAUUACUGAAUUUCAGACAAUGGAUGAUUUCGAUUUCUUGAAAGUUUUGGGAAAAGGAACCUUUGGAAAGGUAAUUCUUUGUGUUGAGAAACGAACAUCCAAACUUUAUGCAAUAAAAAUUCUACGAAAAGAAGUCAUCAUUGCUCGAGAAGAAGUUGCUCAUACUCUCACUGAAAAUCGAGUUCUUCAACGAUGCAAACAUCCAUUCCUCACGGUUCGUCCACUUUCUCACUUUUUCUCACCUAAAAACUCCUUUCUAAAAUGUCCCUCCCUCACCAUCCACGCUUCCUAUCUGUAAACAUUUGUGUUAUGCAUGUGAUCUAUAUUUUCUCAUUGUUGUUUCGUCACGCACUUUCAGAAUAUUCUUGCAGCAACUGAUAUAUAGUUUUCAAACUGUUCAUCAUUUGUGUUUUGUGAUGCAAUUUGCGAAUGGCGGAGAACUGUUUUCGCAUUUACAAAGGUGUGGAACAUUCAGUGAAUCGAGGACACGAUUCUAUGCAGCUGAAAUUGUUUUGGCACUCGGUUAUUUACACAGUUUGGCGAUUGUUUAUCGUGAUAUGAAGGUUAACCAUUUUAUUUGAUCGUAUGGUGAAACACAUCACUUAAAAAUAGUUCGAAAUACUUAUUUAGUAUUAGCACAUCAUUUUUUCCUAUCUUCUACCUCCUUCAACCUUUUAUUUCUUUCACUAUCAAUUGCUCGCCAGAAAUUAUGUAUUUAUUUAUUUUUAGAAAUAGAUUUGUUUGAUGUUGUCCAGUUUUAGUUCAACUUCUUUUUUUUCCACUUGGGUCCUGAAAAGCUUAGAAAUCGGGAGUUUUUGGAGUUCUUGAAUCGGACUAUUUUCAAACGAGGAAAAACAGUUUGUUUUCUGAAAAGGGACAAAUCAAGAUCCGGCCUGAUUCAAAAUUCCACGGAUUCAGUAUUCCUAUCCCAAUUUGUCAGCUUCCACCCAAAAAACCUUUCGUUUUUUCUUUGCUGCCUGCAUAGAAUCAACCCUAGAUUAUCCUACGCUUUCCAUUUUUAUCCAAUAACCAAUUAUUCCAUAGCUUUUGAAACCCUGUUUAAAUAGAAUUUACCCAAGUUAGAGCAUAAAUCUCUACAGGAGCUCAAAUAUUCGUUCCAAACUGACGAUCGAUUGUGCUUUGUAAUGGAAUUCGCCAUCGGCGGUGAUUUGUAUUAUCAUUUGAAUAAAGAAGUUCAAUUGCAUAAAGAGGGAUUCAGCGAAUCUCGCACAAGAUUUUAUGCAUCUGAAAUUGUAUUGGCUCUUGGCUAUUUACAUGCUAACAGUAUUGUUUAUCGAGAUCUCAAGGUUUGAUUAGAAAAAAAUAUAUAUAUGUAGAUAGUUGGUUAGAUAGGAAAAAAGUCAUGUGCUAAUUGAUAUUUGAAAAGUGAUGUGUUUUAUCGAUAUUUUCCGGUAGAAUUUGAAUUAAAGAAACAUAAUAUUUUAAGCUCGAAAAUCUGUUGCUCGACAAAGAUGGUCAUAUUAAAAUCGCCGAUUUCGGUCUCUGCAAAGAGCAAAUCGAUUUCGGCGACAAAACCAGUACAUUUUGCGGAACUCCCGAAUAUCUUGCACCCGAAGUUUUGGAAGACAACGACUAUGGAAGAUGUGUUGAUUGGUGGGGUGUUGGAGUUGUGAUGUAUGAAAUGAUGUGCGGAAGAUUGCCAUUCUAUUCAAAAGAUCAUAAGAAAUUGUUCGAAUUGAUUAUGGCAAGCGAUUUGCGUUUCCCGAGCAAAUUGAGUAAUGAGGCAAAACAAUUGUUGGCUGGGUUAUUGGUCAAGGAUCCAACACAAAGAUUGGGCGGUGGAAGUGAAGACGCUUUGGAGAUUUGUCGAACUGAUUUCUUUAAAAAUGUUGAUUGGGAAGCGGUUUAUCGAAAAGAGGUUACACCACCAUAUAAACCAAAUGUUCAAUCGGAAACUGACACAAGCUAUUUCGAUGCUGUAAGUUAUUUUUAAACUGAAGAAUCGGAAUACAACGGGAAAAAGGUUCUUUUCCAAAAGUUCCCAUGUUUUGAAGUUUAUUCGAUUACGUGUUUCUUUCUAACCCAACCAAUCAUUAUAUUCUUCCAGGAAUUCACAUCUCAACCAGUUCAUUUGACUCCUCCACCAGCCUAUCAUGGUCCACUUGCGACAGUUGAAGAACUCGACGAAAUGCAAUCAAAUUUCACCCACUUUUCAUUCCACAAACAAGACAACAAUAGUAUUCAAGAAAAUAGUGAACCAAUGGAAGCCUAA
Messenger RNA from Caenorhabditis angaria, 3415 nucleotides. The record is from the annotation of a GenBank genome assembly. Lineage: Eukaryota; Metazoa; Nematoda; Chromadorea; Rhabditida; Rhabditidae.